AUGAAGGGAAUUAAAGCCACAUUGACAAUCAGAGCAAACAGUGUACCAAAAUUUUGUCCACCACGUAACGUGCCAUAUGCCCUCCGACCGCGAGUGGAGGCCGAACUAAAGCGACUGACGGAGCUUGGGGUGAUCUCACCAGUGGAGCAUAGUGAUUGGGCCACACCCGUGGUGCCGGUCAGCAAAAAGGAUGGCACAGUGAGGCUCUGAGAUUUCAAGAUCACCAACAACCCAGCUCUCUCCAUGGAUAGGUAUCCAAUCCCACACAUUGAGGACCUUUUUGCCUCUCUAGCAGGAGGCCAAGGCUUUAGUGUUACUGUAGACUUAUCAAAUGCCUAUCUACAGAUGGAGGUAGAAGAGAAGUCUAGGGAGCUGCUGACUAUUUAAACUCAAAAAGGACUAUUUCGUUUUAAUCGUUUACCUUUUGGAGUAGCUUCAUCGCCCGCCUUAUUUCAGAAGGCUAUGGACCAAGUGCUUUUCGGACUGCUGUACACGUACUGCUACUUGGACGACAUCCUUAUCAGUGGUCCUGACGAGCUGACACAUCUAAAAACACUGGAUGCAGUCCUGGGCAGGCUAGAGGAACGGGGCCUGCAUCUCAAGUCAGAAAAGUGCCUGUUUUUCCAGGAGUCUGUGGAAUACUUGGGCCAUAUCAUUGACGCAGCGGGACUCCACAAAUCACCAGAGAAGGUACGUGCCAUUGUAGAAGCACCGGCACCAGGAGAUAUCAGUCAGCUAUGUUCGUUUUUAGGCAUGCUAAACUAUUACGGCCGUUUUAUUCCCGACUUAGCCACUGUCAUGAAACCGCUGAAUGAUCUGCUAAAUAAGGGGAAGAAAUGGCAAUGGACGUCAGCCUGUGAGUCAGCGUUCCAGACAUCUAAGGCACUACUUGUAUCACAGGAAGUGUUAACCCAUUGCAAUCCAAAACUGCCUCUCCAGCUCGCAUGUGAUGCUUCGCCUUUUGGAGUCGGGGCUGUACUCUCGCACGUCAUGCCCAAUAAUGAGGAAAGACCGAUAGCCUAUGAUAGACUCUCACGGCUGCCACUCCCCUACACUCAUAAAGAAAAGCGGAGUGCAGUAGAGGUAUUUUACACAUCUCAGUUGGACACAUUACCAGUCAGUAGCACUGAAAUCAGAAGUGACACCUUGGCUGAUCCCACCUUGGCUCGUGUUUUUGAAAUGGUCUUGACUGGUCGUUUUCCAGCUGCAAAGGAUGCCGGUGAAGAGCUGUCACCCUAUCUAUUGCGUCGACAUGAGCUCACAACCCAACAGGGAUGCCUCAUGUGGGGUGUUAGAGUGGUUGUGCCACCUAAACUGCGCCCUUGAGUUCUGAAAGACCUCCACUCAACACAUCCAGGUGUAGUGAGGAUGAAGAGUUUGGCACGUAGUUAUGUUUGGUGGCCCGGUAUGGACUCGCAAAUUGAGCUCCAGGUCAAAUCUUGCCACUCCUGUCAGAGCGUACAAAAAGAGCCUGGGCUAGCACCUGUAUACCCCUGGAUGUGGCCCUCCAGUGCUUGGGAAAGAAUACAUGUGGACUUUGCGGGUCCAUUUGAAGGACAUAUGUACUUGGUCACGGUGGAUGCACAUUCUAAGUGGCCUGAGGUGCAUAUCAUGGACAGCACCACUGCCAGCAUGACCAUUCAAGUGCUCAGGGGCCUGUUUAGUCGCUAUGGCAUUCCACACAUCCUUGUGAGUGACAACGGACCGCAGUUCUGUGCUGAAGAAUUCAGUACAUUCCUGAAGUCCAAUGGCGUCAAACACAUCCGCUCAGCGCCAUACCAUCCUGCCACCAAUGGCUUGGCCGAACGGUUCGUGCAGACAUUCAAACAUGCCUUAAAAGCAUCCAAAGGCACAGCACAUGUGCGUCAGCGACUUGAGGCGUUUCUACUGACAUACAGAAACACCCUGCACGCAACAACGAAAGAAGCGCCGGCUAUGUUGUUUCUUGAACGCAGGCUGCGCUCUCGACUGGAUUGUUUAAAACCGAGUGUUGCUGGAGCAGUACACAGGUCGUAG
Molecule: messenger RNA, 2016 nt
Organism: Paramisgurnus dabryanus
Lineage: Eukaryota; Metazoa; Chordata; Actinopteri; Cypriniformes; Cobitidae
Source: RefSeq, a predicted model, not a curated record